Astrephomene gubernaculifera is the source of this 4329-nucleotide messenger RNA. Lineage: Eukaryota; Viridiplantae; Chlorophyta; Chlorophyceae; Chlamydomonadales; Astrephomenaceae. The record is from the annotation of a GenBank genome assembly.
GUUUAAGAAAAGCAUUAGCACGCGGUUAAGCCCAUAGCACCUGGUACCUUAUAGUGAUGUUGUCUACAGGCGUGGUGGCGUUGCAACAGAAGACCUAGCCAGCUUUCUUUAGGCGCCUGUGCUUAUCCCGUUAAGCUAUACUCCCGAGCAGAUUCUAGCGUUAGCUACUUAAGGGCACGUUAUUGUCAAGCCUUGUGUGCGAACUUUCCUAGUGACGAAAUUCAGCCUUGGGCAGCGGCCUGUUGCACGCUGCUCGACCAUAGUUGAUUGAUGGAGCACCUUGUUCUUUCAUAACAACAGGCCCGCUUGAAGGGCUCAGCCAGAGCCCUGACGCCGCCCCGCGGCGGCAGGGCUUGUUACGAGGAUGAAUCUGGACUUAGACGAGCUAGAUAAGCAGCGAGCGCAGCAAGGCCGUGCCUUUAAACCUGCGUUAAAACCCGUACAGCGUCCUCGGCCAUCGCUGCAACAACCCGGCGCACCGUCACCCGCAGCAGCAGCAGCCCCGACAGCGGCAGCAGCAGCGGCUCCGCAACCCUCCUCCGCUCCCGCUCCCCCUCCCCAGCGGCCCGCACCCUCCCACCCGACGCCUCACGGCAACGGCGCCCCACCAGCAGCACCCUCCAGGGCAGCGGCGCCGGCUGCAGCGGCUGCUCCUCCCUCCUCCUCUGCACCCCCGCGUCCCAGCGCUCCACCGCAGCCGCCCGCGCCUGCAGGUCCGGCUGCUGCCCCAGCUCCUGCCCCAGCAGCAGCCGCAGCAGCAGGCCCCGCCGCCGGCAGCCUGCUGGGCAGCAGCCUAGAUGACCUGCUGGCCAUGUCCUCCCAGCCGCGGCAAACCAAGUUCGCACCCUCCGCUGCCGGACGGAAACCACGCCCCUCCGCUGCGGACGUGCCGGCGCCUUCACAGCCGCCACAGUCACAGCCGCGACCGCCCCCCGCGCUGCGGGGCCCGGGCAGCGGAAAGGGCUCCGCAGCGGAGGCGGCGCCGCUGCCCGCCAGCGAGGUGGCUGCCGGCCUAUCGCAGCCGUCUGCGGGCUUCAGCGCCUCCCAGCAGCCGCCCGCACCGCACCCGCCCUUCAUGGACGGCUCGCAGCCGGUGCUGCCCGCCACCCAGUCGCAACCCCUGGACUGGGCUGCGGCGGCGGCAGUACCGGGCCCCGCCUCGCAACCGCAACCACAGCAACCGCAGCAGCAGCAGCUCAGUGAGCGAGGCCAGGGUGGGGCAGGCGCGGGCAGCAGCGCUGGGGCAGCCUCGCAGCUGAGGAGUGAGUCGACGGCGGCUGUCGAGACCAACACGCGGCGGCGGCAGGGGGAAGCAACGGCACCGGCUGCUGCUGGCCCCUCUUCCUCCUCGCUGUCGCCACCACCGCCACCCUCGCAGCAGCCGCAACAGGUGGUGGUGGGUCUGCUGGGGGGACUGGAUGCGGAUCUGGAUGCGCUGCCCAAGCAGCAGCGCAGGGCGGCGCCCACAGUGGCAGCGCGACGGAGACCCGCGGCGGCGACGACGGCGGCGGCGGCACCGCCAGCAGCAGCAGCCGCACCGCCGCCGGCGUCCCAGCCGGCAGCGGCGGCGGCGGCGGCGGCGGCUCCCGCCGCUGCGGCCACGCUGGCUAAGGCGAGCGCAUCACAGCCGGAGGCGGACUCAGCGGAGCAGCCCGGGCCGUCCACUGCAGCCGCUCAGCAGCCGCAGCAGCGACAGGGGGAUGUGUCGGCACCCGGCGGAAGCGCUGCGGCUGAUGCGGCGGGUGCCUCCGCUGCUGCUGCUGCCCCCACUCGACCCCUGGUCGGCCGCUCCUUGCGGGAUCCCCGGCUUCGGAGGGCCGCGGAGGCAGCUCCGGGCCCGCAGCCCGCCACCGCCCCGGCAGCAGCAGCAGCAGCGGCCGCUCCUGCUGCGGACACCGCCACAGCGGCGCCAGGGGAGGCGCCUCCUCCUCCGGCACGGCAGCGGCCAAGCCGCCGGGCAGUAAACGCCGUGUCGGCGGGGGGGAGUGGGAACUUGCGUGACCACCAGGCGAGUGUUGAAGGGGAGGAGGAAGAAAAACAAGAGGAGGAGCCAGUACCCGCCAAGCGCCGCAGGACCUCACGGGCCACGGCUGCCGUUGCCACGCCGGCGGCGGCAGCGGCGGCGGCGCCAGCUGCCAGGGCAUCAGGGCGCCGUAUGGCUGCUACUGCUGCUGCUGUACCGGCAGCGGCAGUGGCUGGGCAGAGGGGCGGUGCAGCGGUGCCCCCAGCAAGGGAGGGGGAGGCCGCUGGGCGGGGUGGUCGGGUGGGGCGCAUGACGCGGGCAGCGGCUGCUGCUUCGGCGGCGGCAAAGGCGGGUAGUCCGUUUGGUGACUCAGGCGGGGAGCAGCCGGCGCCUUCUUUGUCGGGGGCGACCCAGCAGUUGGAGGCGGAGGAGACGGACGCGUCGCAGGGGCGCAAACGCGCUCGGGCGCGAACAGGGGCGCAGCAAAAGCAGCCGGAGGAAAAGGAGGAAGCGGAGGGGGCGGAAGCGGAGGAAGGGGCGGAGGAGACUGACGUGUCACCCGCUCGCAAGCGCUCCCGCAAGGCAGCUCCCAAACCCCGAGGGCGGCCGCAACCGCAACGCAGUGCACGACAGCAGCGGCAGCAGCAGCGGCGACGAAGACAGCAGCAGCGUGACGAUACUGAUGAUGGUGACGACGAUGAUGAUGAGGAGGAGGAGGAAGAGGAAGACGAGGAGCCGGAGGCGGCGCAGGCAGUGGCGGGGCCGUCUGCCGCCCUGCCGGCUGCCGCUCCCCCGCCGCCGCAGCAGCAGCAGCAGAUGGCGCUGCUGGCGAGUCGCAUGGCUGCCGCGCAGGACAGCGUGCGGCUGAUCUUCCGCCUCACGCAGUCCGCCGCCAGCCAGACCACCAAGCGGGGCGCGCUGGGCUGGGUGCGGCUGCUGGCGACACUGCGGGGGCGCAUCGAGCAGGAGCGGGUGGCGCGGCUGCAGGAGGCCUCUGAGGUCAGCGAGGAGGAGGAGGAGGAGGAGGAGGAGGAGGAGGAGGGCGAGGAGAACCUGAACCGCGCGCUCAUCCUGCACCCGGACGCGCAGGCCCUCACUCGGGGCGCCAAACGCACCCGCGGCCGCCGCGGCAGGGGCGCCGCAGGAGCAGGAGGUGGGGCCAGGAGGCGCCGCGCAGCUGGAGCAGCGGAGGCAGGGGAUCAGGUGGUUGGGGGGGACGCGGGCGCGGGGCCCAGCGGCGGCAGCAGCCUGCCCCAGCGGCGGCGGCGGCGGGCGGCGGAUGUGGACGGGGGCGCUGAGGACGGUGGUGGCCCCGCGAGGCGGCGGGGCGGCGGGCGACCCAUGUCUGCAGCAUCGUUGUCGGCGGCCGCCCGGGCUCGGGAGACGCGGUACCGGCGGGAGAUGGAGAGCAAGGCGCUGGCGGAGGCGGGCCUGGCCAUAGAGCCACUCCCCACGGUUGACCCCUCGGAGCCCAUCGACCCGGAGACCUGGUCGCUCCGCCGCAUCAUUGCGCGCACUCAGGCCUGGGAGAAGGCCAAGAUCGCGGAGGAGAAGGCCGCAGCCAAGGCAGCUGCCAUCAAAGCGGCAGCGGAGGGCGCGGCUGCCGCUGCUGCCGCUGGAACAGCAGCGGCCGCUGCCGCCGCCCUCCCCGGCCCCUCCGCACCCCCGCCCCGCCCCUCUGCCGGCGGCGGCGGCAGCGGCGCUGCUGCCCCCCAGGUUCGUAUUGUGGACGGGCAGCUGGUGGUGGACGCGGCCAGCCUCACCGUGAACGCGCAGCAGCGGGACGACUUGGAGGGCUAUGCGCGCGUGGAGGAGGACACGCGGCACGUCACCUCCUUCACCUACAUGAAGCGGCUGGGGCCGGCGAGGUGGAGCGAGGCCGACACCGCGCUGUUCUACCGCGCGCUUGCGGCGUUCGGGACGGACUUUUCUCUGAUCUGCCUGCUGUUCCCGCACAUGCAGCGCGCGCAUGUGAAGCGGAAGUUUACGAAGGAGCUGCGGGAGAACCCGGGGAAGGUGAACGCGGCCCUGGCGGGUCAGGGCCAGGCGGCGGGUGCCCGCGGGGUGAGCAAGGCGCAGCUGUUGGAGCAGGUGCGCGCGCGCAUCGCCGCAACGCAGGCGGAGCAGGCGGCGGCGCAGGGAGGCACGGGGGCAGCGCUGCCGGCGCCGUUGCAGGCGCAGCACCAGCACAUUGUGGUGGCAGGGCAGGAGGGGCUAGCGGAACCGGCAGCUGCAGCAGCGGGGGGAGCAGCGGCAGCUGCGGCAGCUGGAGUCCCAGCAACUCGGGUGGACGGGGCGGCGACGGCGGCAGCAGCAGCGGGGGUGGCGCCAGCUGCGUAUGAGGUACCGGGAUUGGCGAGCAGGGC